Molecule: messenger RNA, 2143 nt
Organism: Parathielavia appendiculata
Lineage: Eukaryota; Fungi; Ascomycota; Sordariomycetes; Sordariales; Chaetomiaceae
Product: MFS general substrate transporter
Exons: 6
Coding region: 486-2006 (506 amino acids)
Biological process (GO): transmembrane transport
Cellular component (GO): membrane
Molecular function (GO): transmembrane transporter activity
Source: RefSeq, a predicted model, not a curated record
GCGAAAUUUUGUUUCUCUUCGGUUACAACCAUUUUCAGACUGGUCUCAUCUAUCAAAUCAGUCGCAUUGCAGGGUUCAUCAUGGACGAUGGGCCGAGGAAAGUGCCAUGCCAGGCAGGAGCCAACUGCAUCUGAGAAUCUCGGCGUGCAUCUCGUUUGCUCCAGUCUUCGAUUUCUCACCCGCGUGUCUGUACCGACCCACUGCACGUCCAAUUUCAUCACUUAUGUGGCCGAUCAUCUCCUUCCUCUCUGAAAUUCUCCCGUUUCUCCCGUGUUCCCUUCGGCACUGCGUUCCCGUGGCACCGCCAGCUCUGCCGAUCCCCACGCGUUCUCGGACUGUCCGUCUUCUUUGUCUGACCGAGAUCACUUCCUGCAGCCCCCCGGUACCCCGUCCUCACCUUUCCGCUCUGUUUGUCUUAUUGAGUGGUGUUUGCUGCCGCGAGGCCCUUGCACUUUCCUGCAUCCCCGGACUCACAGCAGCUCAGCAUGUCGUCCUCGGACAGAAACAGCACCAAGGAGGACCAGGUCGGCGUUCAGGAGGCACCUGCUGAUAGUGCUUCGGGCGGUCUAGACACCGCCUGGAAGUACCUCGACACCCAUCGGGAUGAUGUCGACCACCACGAGCCAAUCGAUCUCACGGCCCUGCGCCGCAAGAUCGACUGGCACAUCGUGCCUUUGAUGUUUCUGUGUUACACGCUUCAGUUCCUUGACAAAGUCAUCCUGAACUACGCAGCUGUCAUGGGUAUCUCGAAGGAUUUGAACCUGCAGGGCAACGAUUUCUCCAACAUCGCAACAUUCCUCUUCGUGGGCCUGCUGUGCUUCGAGGUUCCUAACAUCUAUUUCCUCCAAAAGGUUCCCGCCGCCAAAUGGCUGGGUCUGAACGUCAUUCUUUGGGGUACGGCUACCGCCUGCGGUGCUGCUGCCUACAAUUACCAGACCCUCCUUGUCUCGCGCAUCUUCCUGGGCAUCUUUGAGGCCACGAUUGCGCCCUCGCUGAUGCUUAUCAGCAGCCAGUGGUACACCAAGUCGGAGCAGGCGCCUCGCUUCUCCUUCUGGUACACCGGCCUCGGCAUCGGCCAGAUCAUCGGCGGUCUGGUUUCGUAUGGCUUCCAGCACAUGGGCCCUGAUGCCAAGCUCUCUGGGUGGCGGACCAUGUUCGUCGUUCUCGGCGUCGUGACCGUGGUCGUUGGCUCCUGCGUUGUCAUCUUCCUCCCCGACACGCCCAUGAAAGCGCGCUGGUUGUCGGACACCGAGAAGGUGGCCCUGCUCAAGCACGUCAGUGUCAACCAAACGGGAGUGGAGAACCGCAAGUUCCGCGGCAAGGAGAUUAUUGAGGCCUUGCUGGACCCUCAGGUCUAUCUCCUGUUGCUGGCCGUGAUUCUGCUGUCCGUGUCUAGCGGUGUCGUCACCAGUUAUUCGGCCACGCUGAUUCGCAACCUCGGGUAUGACCCGAAGCGAGCCGCUCUGAUGAAUACUCCUUCUGGUGCUGUUAGCAUCUUCUUCACGCUCUUUGUUGGAUUUGGGAUCCGCAUGCAGUCGCACCGCUGGGCCUUCAUCAUCGCCUGCAUCAUUCCUGCAAUCAUUGGCGGCGCUCUGAUGUCCUUCCUCCCAACUUCCAACAGGGAUGGUUGCCUGGCAGGUAUUUACCUUGUCAACGCCGUCGUCGCUCCCCUUGCCAUCUUUUACAACUGGAUCAUGGCCAACGUUGGCGGCGCCACUAAGCGUGCCUUUGCCGCGGCACUCAUCAGCGGUUCCUUCUCCCUCGGCAACAUCAUCGGGCCUCAGACGUUUCAGGCCAAGGACGCGCCCGAGUACCGCCCCGCUAAGCUCGCCGUCAUGGGCACCCAGGCUGGCUGCGCCUUCAUCACCUUCCUUCUCUUUCUCUACUAUGUGUGGCAGAACAAAAAGCGCACGUCGGAGAACGAGACGGAGGAUGCCUUCAUGUCACAAGAGGCCUGGUCUGGCAAGACGGAUAAGGAGAACAGGAAAUUCCGCUACGCUUAUUAGAUGGUAUCGGACUGCAACGUUGGAUACUUGCUAGAGAGCAUGGGGUUUUGUCAUGUAGACUGAUGUCAGCCGUAUCUAGACGCAGAGGGUACACAGUUUAUUCUCUGCAGCAUCUGUUGAAUUAAACAUAACGUUAG